Dipodomys spectabilis (banner-tailed kangaroo rat) is the source of this 5322-nucleotide messenger RNA. It is a transcript of the gene Col18a1, whose product is annotated as collagen type XVIII alpha 1 chain. The transcript has 41 exons. Lineage: Eukaryota; Metazoa; Chordata; Mammalia; Rodentia; Heteromyidae. The coding region runs from base 1 to 4506 and encodes 1501 amino acids. The record is from RefSeq and is a predicted model, not a curated record.
AUGGCUCCCGGCCCCAGCGGACGCCUCCGCCUGCUGCUGCCGCCGCUGCUGCUGCUACUGCUGCUGCUGCUGCUGACCUGCCUUCCGCCUGCUGGGGCCAACCUGCUGAGUCUGGAAUGGCUGUGGUCCAGUAAGCUCUCCGACUCCCCGGCCACCCUGGUCCCCCGUCCCACACAUGCAGGCCCCCGGCAUGACCCCACAGAGCCAGCACCGCUCUCUGCCAGCCCCGAGCUGCCUAGGGAACACCAAGGGCCUGGCCGGCCUGGGGCCUCCGCCCCCCCCACGGCCCUGGCCACCCCGGCCGCGAGCUCCGACACGAAGGAGGAGAACAUUGCCGGCGUCGGAGCCAAGAUCUUGAAUGUCGCUGAGGGCAUCCGGAGCUUCGUCCAGCUGUGGGAUGAUGCCACUCCUACCCCGAACUCGGCUGUGGCGGACCCCCCCACCCACACAGGGCUCUCCAGCAACCCCCAGGACAGCAGGACUACUCUCUGGCCAAGCAGUGGAGCUCUGGGCUCACCGGACACCCAGAGCCCCGAGGCCAGCACCCUGGCUGUGCCCACCCAGCCGUCUCCCUCUUGGAGCAGGACCCAGGCACCCCAGAGGGGUUCCACAGCACCGCCGGUACCCACAGAGAGCGCUGUCGAGGAAGUGGAGCUCCUGCAGCUCCUCAGGGAGCCCCUGCCCCCGCAGAUCACCCCCAUCGAGGACCCCGACGUGGGGCCCGCUUACAACUUUGGACCGGGCGCCAACAGUGGACAGGGUGCGCAGAGCCACUUCCCCAGACUCUUCUUCCGAGACUUCUCGCUGCUGUUCCACAUCCGGCCGGCCACGGCGGGCCCGGGCGUGCUGCUCGCCAUCACGGACGCAGCACAGGCCCUGGUGUCGCUGGGCGUGAAGCUGUCAGAGGUGCAGGGCGGGUACCAGAACGUCUCCCUGCUCUACACUGAGCCGGGCGCUGCGCAGACCCACGUGGCUGCAAGCUUCCGCCUGCCUGCACUUGUCGGCCGGUGGACUCGCUUUGCGCUCAGUGUGGACGGUGGCACCGUGGCUCUCUACUUGGACUGCGAUGAGUUUCAGAGGGUGCCAUUUGCAAGGUCGUCACCGGGCCUGGAGCUGGGGCACGGAGCUGGCCUAUUCCUGGGUCAGGCUGGAGGAGCAGACGCUGACAAGUUCCAGGGGGCGAUUGCAGAGCUGAGGGUGCGUGGAGACCCCAAGGUGAACCUUCGGCACUGCCUGGAUGAAGAAGACGAUGAUGAGGAUGGGGCAUCUGGAGACUUUGGAAGUGGCCUGGAGGAUGGCCAUAGGCCCCAUGGAGAGGACACGGACACACCCCUGCAGCCCGGCCUGCCCCUGCCUUCCCCAGCCUCCCUCCCACCCUUGGCCGGAGGGAGCCCCAUGGAGAGUUCCAGAACUGAAGAAACAGAGGACGAAAUCAUGGUGGAUUCUUUCGGAGCUCCAACCCUUCCUGACUCAGAAUCAGCUGGGGUGUGGGACAGAGGCGUCCAGAGCCCUGAAGGCGGCCUGGAGACGGGAGUCCUGAGCAGGCAGGAGGAGGAGUCUGGUGUUCCGGGCCCCGGCCCAGUGGUGCAGGGCUCUGACCUUCAACCUGUCCCUGUGGCACAAGGACCCCCGGGCCCCCCAGGACUCCCAGGGAAGGAUGGCUCCCCAGGACAGGAUGGCAAGCCCGGCGACCCUGGGGAAGACGGAAAGCCUGGGGAUGCGGGGCCACAGGGCUUCCCGGGGACCCCAGGAGAUGUCGGCCCCAAGGGUGAGAAGGGAGACCCCGGCGUUGGGCCAAGAGGACCUCCCGGACCCCGAGGACCUCCUGGGCCUCCGGGACCCCCCUUCAGACAGGACAAGCUGACGUUCAUCGACAUGGAGGGCUCCGGCUUCAGUGGGGAUCUGGAGCCGCUCAGGGGUCCCCGAGGCUUCCCAGGUCCUCCAGGACCCCCCGGCGUCCCGGGCCUGCCAGGAGAGCCAGGCCGCUUUGGAGUCAACAGCUCACACGUGCCAGGACCAGCUGGCCUUCCUGGCGUGCCUGGGAGGGAUGGGCGCCCCGGGCCCCCCGGCGUCCAGGGUCCCCCGGGGCCUCCCGGAAGGGAGGGGCCCCCCGGAGCAGCAGGCCAGAAGGGCAGCAUCGGUGACGUCGGCGCCCCAGGACCUAAGGGAAGCAAGGGAGACCCCGGCCCCAUGGGUGCACCUGGAGAGAGUGGCUCAGCCGGGUCCCCGGGGACACCGGGACCUCGAGGACCUCCGGGCCCCCCCGGGCCCCCGGGACCAGGAGUGCCUGCUGGAUUUGAUGACAUGGAGGCGUCUGGGAUGCUGCUCUGGUCCACCGCUCGAGGUGCCGCUGGCCCACAGGGCCUGCCUGGUGUGCCAGGACUCCCGGGGGAUCCAGGAGCGAUGGGGCCUCCAGGAGCUAAGGGAGAAGCUGGGGUGGAUGGAGCCCGAGGAUUCCCUGGCCUUCCUGGCAGAGAGGGCUCAGCAGGGCCCCUGGGACCAAAAGGGGACAAAGGGAGCCAGGGAGACAAGGGCGAUCCAGGGAAGGACGGAAUCGGGCAGCCAGGCCUUCCUGGACCCCCAGGACCCCCGGGGCCUGUGGUCUAUGUGUCGGAUCAGGACGGGCAGCCAGUAGUGGCAGGUGUGGCAGGACCUGAGGGCAGAACUGGGCACGCAGGCUUGAGGGGACCCACUGGACCCAAGGGUGACCUGGGCUCCAAAGGCGAGCAGGGCCUCCCGGGCCCCAAGGGGGAGAAGGGGGAGCCGGGUGGCUUCUACGGCGCGGAUGGCAGAGCCCUGGGCCCUGCCCAGAAAGGAGCCAAGGGAGAGCCAGGCUUCCGAGGACCCCCGGGUCCCUACGGGCGGCCCGGACACAAGGGCGAGAUCGGCAUUCCUGGAAGGCCGGGUCGGCCUGGGGUGAAUGGAUUGAAGGGCGAGAAGGGAGAGCCCGGAGACACCAGCCAGGGACUCGGCAUGAGGGGAAUGCCUGGGCCGCCGGGCCCUCCGGGGCCCCCAGGCCCUCCUGGGGUGCCGGUCUACGACAGCAACGCAUUCAUGGAGGCUGGCCGCCCUGGGCCCAAAGGACUGCAAGGGGCACAGGGGCCAUCUGGGCCGAAGGGUGACAAAGGAGAAGUGGGUCCCCCGGGACCCCCAGGCCAGUUUCCCUUGGACUUCCUUCACUUGGAAGCUGAAAUGAAGGGGGAGAAGGGCGACCGCGGGGACGCCGGACAGAAGGGCGAGCGGGGCGAACCUGGGCCCAGCGGGGGCUUCUUCGGCUCCAGCGUGCCCGGCCCCCCCGGGCCCCCCGGCCCCCCCGGCUACCCCGGCAUUCCGGGUCCAAAAGGAGAGAGCAUCCGGGGCCAGCCCGGCCCGCCCGGACCCCAGGGACCUCCCGGCAUUGGCUACGAGGGGCGCCAGGGCCCCCCUGGGCCCCCAGGCCCUCCGGGGCCCCCCUCAUUCCCCGGCCCUCACAGACAGACUGUCAGUGUGCCCGGUCCCCCAGGCCCACCCGGUCCCCCGGGGCCCCCUGGAGCCAUGGGGGCCUCCUCAGGGGUGAGGAUCUGGGCCACGUACCGGACCAUGCUGGACAGAGUGCGCGAGGUGCCCGAGGGCUGGCUCAUCUUCGUGGCGGAGAGGGAAGAGCUCUACGUCCGGGUCCGAAACGGGUUCCGGAAGGUCCUGCUGGGGGCCCAGACGUCACUCCCGCCAGCGUCGGGUAACGAGGUGGCGGCCGUGCAGCCUCCUGUGGUGCAGCUACAUGAGGGUGGCCCGUACGCCCGGAGGGAGCACACGCACGCCACAGAGCGGCCCUGGCGGGCAGACGGCGUCCUGGCGGUCCCUCCGCGCCUGCCAGACCCCCAGGCGUACCCUGGCGUCCCACACCACCACCACCACAGCCACCACAGCUCCUACAUGCACCUCCGGCCAGCCCACCCCACCAGCUCACCUGCCCACACCCACCAGGACUUCCAGCCGGUGCUCCACCUGAUCGCGCUCAACAGCCCCCUGCCGGGCGGCAUGCGUGGCAUCCGAGGGGCCGACCUCCAGUGCUUCCAGCAAGCGCGGGCCGCGGGGCUGCCCGGCACCUUCCGUGCCUUCCUGUCCUCCCGGCUGCAGGACUUGUACAGCAUCGUGCGUCGCGCUGACCGCGGGGCAGUGCCCAUUGUCAACCUCAAGGACGAAGUGCUGGCCCCCAGCUGGGAGGCCCUGUUCUCGGGCUCCCAGGGCCAGCUGCAGCCUGGGGCCCGCAUCUUCUCUUUCGAUGGCAGGGACGUUCUGAGACACCCCUCCUGGCCUCAGAAGAGCGUGUGGCACGGCUCGGACCCCAAUGGGCGCAGGCUGACCGAGAGCUACUGUGAGACGUGGCGCACAGAGACCGCCUCGGCCACGGGCCAGGCCUCCCCUCUGCUGGCAGGCAGGCUGCUGGAGCAGAAGGCCGCCGGCUGCCACAACCCCUACGUCGUCCUCUGCAUCGAGAACAGCUUCAUGACCUCUGCCUCCAAGUAGGGCCUCUCCCGGCCGAGACGCUGGAAGGGCAGUGGUCAAAAGGGCAGGACAGGGCAGCCCCGAGGACAUGACCGGGUCCUCUCCUAUAUAGUUCCCAUUUCAUGUAAUCCUCAAGAAAUAAAAAAAAAGCCAAAGAAUAUAUUUUUUAGAAAGUUUAAAAAAACAGAGAGUCUGAUGCCAAGACUUCCUGUCCUCCCCCUGUGGCACGGUGGCCCUCCACUCUAGACCUCAGCUGAAGUCAGCAAGAGGCCAACUCAGGACUCUGCCGAGCCGGCGGGCUGCCCGGGUCCUCGGGGCAAGGAAGGGGCAGACUGCUCUGCCUGGUGCCUUUCUAUAUACAAACUCAGGUCGGUGCUGAGGGUGGACAGGCCGGUCAGAGGCAGUGGGGCUUCUCUGGCCACGUAGCAGCACAGGCCUUUCUCACCCAGGGGCCUGGGCCGUGCCCCCUCCAUACCCACCCCGUCCAGCCAGCCCAGCCGGGGCCGGCCCAGAGCCGGUGUGACCUGUGAAACCCACCUUCAGGCUCUUGAGACUGUCUUCCCAGGGACCCACAAGGUCAGGUCAGACCAGGGCCUGCCCCAAGCCGAGCUGGAGCAGGGCACAGGUCAGGCCGCGGCAGCCUUCCGUCCCUGAGCCCAAGCCCAGGGCUCCUUUCUGCAGUGAAGUCCAGACUUGGCAUCUUCACAGAGGUCUGGAGGACCGUGUGCGGGGCCACCCAGGCUGCCCGCAGUCUAGGCACGGCGGUGAAACCAGCAUUGCUGGUCCUACAACUGUGAUGUGAAGCCACUUCCAAUAAAAAUGGACCGUUUACACAGA